AACGAUGGUUAGUGAAGUGCAAUAUUGUAAUUAUGAAGAAAAAGUGAUGGCAAUGAGAGAGAAAGGGUGGGAAAGGAACUAAGGAAGUGGAGUGUUGUUCCUGUUCCCAUUUAUUCGAUAGAUAUAUGGGAAGUUGAAAACCAAAUGGGUUGACAGAAAAACAGAAACAUGGGAAGCAAGAAGAAGUACGAGGAAGAAUCAGGCGUGGUGGUGUUAUCCCAUUCCCAACCCCAAUUCCAAUCAGAGGCACUACCCUUCAACGAGAACGACCCACAGGACAUGGUAAUAUACCAAGUCCUCAACGAGGCCAAUGCCCUCGCUCUCACCAACAUCAUCCACCAACCUCAACUGGGCCUCCAGCCCACCAGGCCCAUAGCCAAAAAACACUACCGAGGAGUCAGGCGCCGCCCCUGGGGCAAAUACGCCGCCGAGAUUCGCGACUCCGCCCGCCACGGCGCCCGAAUAUGGCUCGGCACCUUCCAAACCGCCGAAGAAGCCGCCAUGGCUUACGACCGCGCCGCUUUCAAGAUGAGAGGCUCCAAGGCUCUCCUCAAUUUCCCCGCUGAAAUUCUCGCUCCUUCUCAAUCCACUGCUGCAACCUCUUCCUCCUCUAAGGUAAAAGAAAGCGGAUAUAGAACACUGAUGUGAAGCCAUUCCGAAUCAAAAGAAGAUGGCGUGAAGGAAUCUACAAUGAGAAUUUCUUGGGGCGAAAGAAUGGUGGGUUUUGAUUAUAGAAGUGAUGGAUUAAAAAAACACGAAACUAUGGUAUGCACACGGUUGGGCCUUAAAAAAUUGUCAUCUAGAACGCCACAAUCGGAGGGCUAAGAGCUUCUUAGAACUAAAGCAAAUCGCUGGUGAAUGCAAUUGCGGCGCUACGCUCUUGGUUCGAUGAACCAUGUGUUCAACUUUGUGUGUUUGGUGAAAGAAUUUAAAAUGGGUUUAGUCAGUGCAUUUGAAUCAGCCUCAGUAUUUAGGUAACAUUGACUUGAGCAUAAGCACAUUUCAGAUUGUGUGGUUUGACAUCGAAAUUACUAUCCCUAUGGCUAUAUGGGCUACACUUCUAAUGGUCUUGGGCUCGGUUUGUUUUGUGUAUUGCCUCUUUGUAU
Cajanus cajan (pigeon pea) is the source of this 1106-nucleotide messenger RNA. Its product is annotated as pathogenesis-related genes transcriptional activator PTI5. The record is from RefSeq and is a predicted model, not a curated record. Gene Ontology annotation, biological process: regulation of DNA-templated transcription; ethylene-activated signaling pathway. Lineage: Eukaryota; Viridiplantae; Streptophyta; Magnoliopsida; Fabales; Fabaceae. Gene Ontology annotation, molecular function: DNA-binding transcription factor activity; DNA binding.